AUCAUUGUUUUCAAUUCUUUUAUGCAUAGACUUGUUUGUAUACAUGCUUGAGACGUACAAAUGUCAAUCUCCAUAUAAAAAAUUUUGACAAUCGUGUGUUUGCUUUCAAUUGCAGCUACCUUGUAAAAUAUGACAUGUGAAAUUACCUACGGUUGGCAACUUGUUAAUGCAAACGUAAAAAAAAGACAUCGAACAUUUUAAUUCUACUAGUUUUGGAGAAAAUGUUUUUAAAACCAUAUAAAGUUAAAAGUAAUGCUCCACUUAAGAGUUCGGACGUUAAGAAACUUAAACAACGGAUUCAAAGAGAAUUCCCCAACACAAAUCCAGAUUCUUUAAUUGCUCCUAAAUCUAGUGUUAAUGUUCUCAAAUUGGUGACACAUGGAGAUUUUCAGACAAAUGUAUACUGCGCGGAUAAAAUGCCAAUGUUUUUUGAAAAUGAAGAAAAUAAAUUGGUGCCCACGAUAUAUAGUCUGUGGCAGGUUACAGAUCUGUUGCCGUAUUUCACAACUCAUGCAGGAGUGCUACCAAAAUUGAAUAAUGGUGCUGACUUAAUGCUGCCGGGAGUAAUACCGCAAGGUACAGGCAUGAAUAUAUAUGGCCACUACAAAAAAGGACAAUUGGUUGGUGUUAAUUUGACCUCUAAUAAAUCAGCUGUAGGAGUUGGCUAUUUACCCAGGUCGAGUGAUGAUUUGUAUAUGUGUGGCGGUCAUGGUGUAGCUGUAAAGAUGCUUCAUUUGUUUGGUGAUAAAUUGUGGGCUCAUGAGCCCUCUUUGGCUCAACAGGUUCCGCAAUUUAAAAGUACAAAGUUAACAGAUAAUGACUUUCCAGCUUUAGGAUCUAAACCGCCAAAUAAAAAGCCAAGCGAUUCAAGUGCUCCACAAGAAAAUGUCAUUCCUGAAAAUAUAGAAAAUCCUAAUAUUCAUGUGGAAGCAGAAUUGGAGAUAAAGGAAAGUUUUGAUAAUAUUGUGAACGAUAAGGAAUUGGGCAAUAACAAAGAAGAAAACAUUGAAAACACUCCAGAAAUUGUCUUAAAAAACGCUUUUCUUUCAGCACUUAAAAAUCAUGGAAAAAACUUGCAGUUACCUCUAUUGACAAGUAAUUUCUUUCGCCUAUACGUUGUGCCUGAAUCACAGGAAACCUUGGAUUUAAAAAAGACCAAAUAUAAGAAACUAUCAAAUUUCUUGAACGAAAUGAUCGAUCAAGGAUUUAUAGUGGUGCGAGAGGAAACUAAGGGUGUUGAUAAAAUUACUUCCAUUGACUUGGAGCAUCCGGAGUUGGUAAAUUUUAUAACCGAUUAUAAAAAACCAAAUUCGGCGGAUGGAUCUGAAAAUCCCCUCUUUCACUCGGAGCUGACUGAACUAUAUAUAGUUACUGAUGUUACUGCCCCUUUCUUCACUAAACUUAAUUACAAACGAGGUGGUGGAAUACCAGCAUCACAAAUAAAGAAGGUCAUAAGAGAGUAUGUGAACAAGCUAAAUUUACCCUUAUCGAAAGAUCCCAAAGACGAGGAAAAGUCUUAUAUUUUAGAUGACUGCCUUGAGAAAAUUUGCAAUGCUAAAACAGCUCCACUAAGUAGAAUUACUAAUGCUGUGAUAUCUCAAAUGGAUCAUUCAUACCAGAUGUGCACUGCGAAAGAUGUUAGGGGUAACAAGCCAAUGAUUCAAAUGUCAUUAGCUACCAGAUCUGGCAACAAAAAGGUAACGUUGGUCAGUAAUAUCGAAUCAUACGGAAUAAUUUUGACAGAAUUUAUAAAGCUUUGUAAGCAAGGCGCUGCUGCAAGCACAACAAUUGUAACAUUGCCAAAUCAGAAUCGUGAAAUGCUGCAAAUACAAGGCAAUCAAGUUCGUUUUGUGUACACUCUCCUAACCGAAACAUAUAAGAUACCACCAAAAUGUAUUUUAGGAUUAGAACUGGCUAAAGAUGGCAAAAAGCACAAGAAAAAAUAAAUGUUAACAUGUUAUAAA
This is a messenger RNA of Lucilia cuprina (Australian sheep blowfly), 1964 nucleotides long. It is a transcript of the gene eIF2D, whose product is annotated as eukaryotic translation initiation factor 2D. The transcript is spliced from 3 exons. NCBI's taxonomy places the organism in Eukaryota, Metazoa, Arthropoda, Insecta, Diptera, Calliphoridae. Bases 222 to 1946 code for a protein of 574 amino acids. Gene Ontology annotation, biological process: translational initiation; formation of translation preinitiation complex. The record is from RefSeq and is a predicted model, not a curated record. Gene Ontology annotation, molecular function: translation initiation factor activity; RNA binding.